ACACACAUACACAUAUAUUAUAUCUUUCAUAUAUGCCAUAAUACAGAAGCCACGUUCACUUUUUACAUUUAAGCUUAUAGUUUGUGUCUCCUAUAUACUAGCAAAUCAACCCUCAAAAACAUAUAUAUACAAAAAAUUAUAUAUUGAAAUUUAAUAUCUAGUUUCAUUAAUUGAGCUAGAAGAUUGAGUAUGAACAUGUCAACUUCUGAAUGUACUAGUGGAUGUGAAUCGGGUUGGACCAUGUACUUGGACCAAUCCGUAAAUUCGGGAUAUGAUGAGAAAUGUGAGAAAGGAAGUGGUCAUGGUGAUGGAAAAUGGCCAUAUGUGAGUAUGGAGCAGGAUGAGGAGGACGAGGAUGAUUUAUCGAUGGUUUCUGAUGCAUCUUCAGGGCCAAGACAAAAGUUUGAUGAAGAUGAUCAAGAAAAUAUAUAUGUGUUUGAUUAUGCUUCUCAAAGCAAAACGAAUAAGGAGAGGAGCAAAGGACGAUUAAACGAAAAGAAAACAAGUAACGAUGUUGAUGAUACCGCUAGUUCCACUUACAUCUCCAAGGCAAAAUCUGGAUUGUUGAAGAAAGUAUCAUCAGUUGCAAAGAAAUGUGUACCAAAUAAGUCAGGGGAAAUGAGAAAAGGCAGUGACUACUUUGGUGCUCAGGGCUCAAGAGAAUUGGGAUCAGCAAGAAAGAAUUAGGAGUGCAAUAGUGCAUGUGGGGUGAGACAUUAGAUUUCUUAGGAUCUCAAUUGGUUAAUUUGUUUGUUUAUUUAUUUUCUUGUUUUCUGUCUAGGCACUGGGAAACAACCUGAGAACAUAAGUGUAUUUCUGUUUAUUGUUAUCUAUAAGACAGCAUGAAGCUAGCUAGCUUUCUCUGUCUUUUUCUUUA
Messenger RNA from Erigeron canadensis, 877 nucleotides. RefSeq names its product protein SOB FIVE-LIKE 5-like. The transcript is spliced from 3 exons. The record is from RefSeq and is a predicted model, not a curated record. Lineage: Eukaryota; Viridiplantae; Streptophyta; Magnoliopsida; Asterales; Asteraceae. Gene Ontology annotation, biological process: cytokinin biosynthetic process. The coding region runs from base 190 to 687 and encodes 165 amino acids.